This is a messenger RNA of Stylophora pistillata, 741 nucleotides long. Its product is annotated as techylectin-5B. The record is from RefSeq and is a predicted model, not a curated record. NCBI's taxonomy places the organism in Eukaryota, Metazoa, Cnidaria, Anthozoa, Scleractinia, Pocilloporidae.
AUGCCUAGUGUAAUACCAAGUUCUCUCCAGAUUUUUCUGCUCGUGGUGUUGGUUUCUAGGAGUCAAACCGAGGGUCGCCCAAUCACAUCGCUUGCAGCUAAUUGUGCUGAGCUGUACAAGGCUGGCAAUACAUCCAGUGGUGUCUAUACGAUUGAUCCUGAUGGUUUAGGUGCCUUUGAAGUGUACUGUGAUCAGAGCUCAGCUGGAGGAGGAUGGACGGUGAUCCAGAGGAGACUGGACGGCUCUAUUAAUUUCAAUCGGAGCUGGUGCAACUACAGGCGUGGUUUCGGUAACUUGAGUGACGAGUUUUGGCUUGGACUAGACAAAAUCAACCGCCUCACUUGGAGAACAAAGAACACGCUUAGAGUAGAUCUGGAAUUUAACCUCACCCAAGGCAUUCAACGUCCCUACGCCGAGUACGACUUAUUUGUAGUUGAAUCGGAAACAAAAGAUUAUGCCUUAACAAUUGGAGCGCUUUCAAGAGGAAACGCCGGUGAUUCUUUUGAUCACAAUAACAAGGCCCGAUUUUUAACAAGGGACAAAGACGAGCACGAGGACCAGUGUGCUAAGAAAUUCGGAGCUUGGUGGUAUCCCAAAGUUCACUGCGGAAAUUCCAACCUUAACGGCGAAUUCCAACUUAAGGAUGGUUUAAGAUGGUGGCAGUGGAGUCAACAUACGCCUGAAAUGAAAUAUUCAGUCACCAAAGCUGACAUGAAGAUCAAGCCGGACUGUACAGAAUAA